CUUCUCCGGAGCUGAGCGACGGCAGCAUGUCCGGCAGAGGCAAGGGCGGGAAGGGGCUCGGCAAGGGGGGCGCCAAGCGGCACCGCAAGGUGCUGCGCGACAACAUCCAGGGCAUCACCAAGCCGGCCAUCCGCCGCCUGGCUCGGCGCGGCGGCGUGAAGCGCAUCUCGGGGCUCAUCUACGAGGAGACGCGCGGCGUGCUGAAGGUCUUCCUGGAGAACGUGAUCCGCGACGCCGUCACCUACACGGAGCACGCCAAGAGGAAGACGGUCACGGCCAUGGACGUGGUCUACGCCCUCAAGCGCCAGGGACGAAGAGCGCCGAGUGCAAGGCGGAGGGAGGGUGAGGGCGCGAUGGCGCGCACGAAGCAGACGGCGCGUAAGUCGACGGGCGGGAAGGCGCCCCGCAAGCAGCUGGCCACCAAGGCGGCCCGCAAGAGCGCGCCGGCCACGGGCGGCGUGAAGAAGCCGCACCGCUACCGGCCCGGCACGGUGGCGCUGCGCGAGAUCCGGCGCUACCAGAAGUCGACGGAGCUGCUGAUCCGCAAGCUGCCCUUCCAGCGCCUGGUGCGGGAGAUCGCGCAGGACUUCAAGACCGACCUGCGCUUCCAGAGCUCGGCCGUGAUGGCGCUGCAGGAGGCGAGCGAGGCCUACCUGGUGGGGCUCUUCGAGGACACCAACCUCUGCGCCAUCCACGCCAACAUGUCCGGCAGAGGCAAGGGCGGGAAGGGGCUCGGCAAGGGGGGCGCCAAGCGGCACCGCAAGGUGCUGCGUGACAACAUCCAGGGCAUCACCAAGCCGGCCAUCCGCCGCCUGGCUCGGCGCGGCGGCGUGAAGCGCAUCUCGGGGCUCAUCUACGAGGAGACGCGUGGCGUGCUGAAGGUCUUCCUGGAGAACGUGAUCCGCGACGCCGUCACCUACACGGAGCACGCCAAGAGGAAGACGGUCACGGCCAUGGACGUGGUCUACGCCCUCAAGCGCCAGGGACGCACCCUCUACGGCUUCGGCGGCUGAACGCCUCUUCGCUCCCCGACCGACCACCUCGAGAACCCAAAGGCUCUUUUAAGAGCCACCCACUUUUUCCUUUAAAAGAGCCUUGUCGCGUUGCUCAGCUUUCCCGA
Molecule: messenger RNA, 1120 nt
Organism: Harpia harpyja (harpy eagle)
Lineage: Eukaryota; Metazoa; Chordata; Aves; Accipitriformes; Accipitridae
Exons: 4
Coding region: 27-1013 (328 amino acids)
Biological process (GO): nucleosome assembly
Cellular component (GO): nucleosome
Molecular function (GO): DNA binding; protein heterodimerization activity; structural constituent of chromatin
Source: RefSeq, a predicted model, not a curated record